AUGAGUCUCAAGCGCAAGGCUGCUGAGGCCGCGACCGACGCGACGAAGAAACCAAAGCCAAAUGGAAGCAUCACAGCCUUCUUUGGCGCACCAAAGCCUUCGCCAAAUGCUAAAGCCGCAUCUGCUGCAGCUGCAAAGUUUGACAGAGACGCGUGGGUCUCAAAACUCACAGAAGAGCAGAGGGAACUGUUACAACUGGAGCUCGAUACCCUGCACGAGAGCUGGCUCCCAUCUCUCAAAGAUGUGCUUGUCAGCCCACAAUUUCUAGAACUCAAGAGAUUCCUGAAAAAAGAGCUCAGCAGCGGGAAGACGGUCUUCCCUCCCAUGAAGGACGUGUACUCAUGGUCACGACACACUCCUCUCAACACCGUCAAAGUCGUCAUCACAGGGCAGGAUCCCUAUCACGGUCCAAAUCAGGCUCACGGCCUCUCCUUUUCUGUUCGUCCUCCCACACCUGCGCCCCCGUCCCUCCAAAACAUCUACAAGGCUCUGAAGAAGGACUACCCUGAUUAUCAGCCCCCGCCAAAGAAGGGGGGUCUUUUGACGCCAUGGGCAGAUCGAGGAGUCCUGCUGCUGAACACAUGCUUGACUGUGCGCAAAGGAGAGGCGAAUUCGCAUCAGGGCAGAGGCUGGGAACUGCUGACACAGAAGAUCAUUGAUACAGUCGUGAAGGUGCGCAGCAACGGUGUCGUAUUCAUGGCAUGGGGCUCGCCGGCUCAGAAAAGAACUGUUGGCAUUCCUGUGGAUAAGCACUUGAUUUUGAAGAGCGUGCACCCAAGUCCACUAAGCGCAAUGAGGGGAUUUUUCGACUGUCAUCAUUUCACCAAGGCCAAUGAGUGGCUGGUGCAGCGCUAUGGCAAGGAUGGCGGCAUUGAUUGGGACCUCAACGUGGACCCCAAGGACGUCGUCGAGCCUAGGAAGACCGGUCAGCCCACCAAUCUAAAGGACAAAGCCGAGUCGAAAAAUGACGCGAAUGUGAAGGAGAACGAGGCACUGGUGCUGGACACGAAGACAGCGCAGGGCGAAGCCACUGAGAAUGGUGCCAGUGAUAUGGUCGCUGACCCCGAGGCGGAAAUCGAUUCGGAUGAGGAAGCCGCGCUAAGAGAAGCAGGACUCUGA
Molecule: messenger RNA, 1119 nt
Organism: Didymella exigua CBS 183.55
Lineage: Eukaryota; Fungi; Ascomycota; Dothideomycetes; Pleosporales; Didymellaceae
Product: uracil-DNA glycosylase
Exons: 3
Coding region: 1-1119 (372 amino acids)
Biological process (GO): base-excision repair, AP site formation via deaminated base removal; base-excision repair
Cellular component (GO): nucleus; mitochondrion
Molecular function (GO): uracil DNA N-glycosylase activity
Source: RefSeq, a predicted model, not a curated record